AGUUGUAGCGAUUCAGAGUGUGUGAAGCAACGGGACGAAGACGACGACGACGGUGGAAAAUGUCAAUGUCGUAAAAAUUUUGUGCAGGAAAAGUGAAAAUUCUCGGGUGGAUUUUUCCGAUUGCGCUCGUCCUCCUCCUUACUCCUCUCUUUCUCUCUGUCCGAAAUAGUUCCUCAGACUGGUUCCGGUUCCGGUGGCCAGCACUUCGGGAAGGUCGGAAAAUUGCUGGUUUUUCCCGUGGAUUUUCCGUCCCGUUUCGCUCACGGUGGGGGAGUGUUUUUUUUUGUGCUGAUUUUUCAUUUCUGGUGUAAAAGUGUGCUGGUGCUGGUGCUGCUGCUGGAAGGGAACCUGCUCCGGUCGUCGGUCAUCGCUGCGAGUCGCUGGUCAGUGUCGUGGGGAAAGUAUGUUCAAGAGUCGUAGCGAGGGAAAUGUCGUCUACAAGUGCACCGUUCGACUGCUGGAGGAUCUGGACGUACUCGAGUGCGAGUUCCAGCCACAUCACAAGGGCAGCUUUCUGCUGGAAUACAUUUGCGAUACGCUGGAGAUCACCGAGCGGGACUAUUUCGGGCUUCGAUUCGUGGAUUCGGCCAAGCAGAGGCACUGGCUAGAUCUUGCAAAAACUAUUAUCAAACAAGUAAAAGAUGUUGAACCACUGGUGCUGUCGUUUCGUGUCAAAUUCUACCCAGCCGAUCCCUGCCGGCUGACGGGAAAUGGAAAAGUUAUGCUGUUUCAGCAGCUCAAGCGAGAUCUGCGGCAUGGGCGGCUGUACUGUUCGAUCGGGGAAGCUGCGGCGCUGGGGGCACUCAUCGUUCAAGAUGAGGUCGGCGAUUACGACCCGGAAGCGCACACCGGCGAGUACGUGUCGUCACUGAAGAUCGCGCUGCGCCAGACGGAACCGCUGGAGAAGAAGGUGCUGGAGCUGCACCAGAAGCGCGAGCCCGGCCAGGACGCGGCCGGCGUGAUGGACGAGUUUGUAGGGAUCGCGCGCAGCCUGGAGACGUACGGCAUCGAUCCGCACCCGGUCAAGGACCACCGGGGCACGCAGCUCUACCUGGGCAUCAACUUUUCCGGCAUCAGCACGUUCGCGGCGGGCCGGCGGGCGCAGCACUUCCGGUGGCCCGAGGUGCACAAGAUUAACUUUGAGGGCAAGAUGUUCAUCAUCCAUCUGGCGUACACGGACGAUCGGCGCGAGGUGAAAAAGCAUACGGUUGGAUUCAAGUGUCCGUCGGGAUCGGCGUGUCGAUACGUGUGGCGAUGUGCUAUCGAACAAAUGUUAUUUUUUACUCUUCCAAACAGCCAACAAGCGUCGGUUAUGUCCGGCGGAGGGUUCUUCUCGUGGGGUACCAAGUUUAAGUACUCCGGUCGAACCGAGCGGGAAAUCCUGUCCGAGUCGUUGAACGCCCUGCGGCAGCAGAAGCUCAACAACACAAGCCCGAGCAAGAGGAAAGCACAGAGCGUCCCGGCGACGCCCUCCAGUCCCCAAGGUGAUCUCGCGGAAAUCCGUAAGUCACGAUACAGCAGCCUUCCACGAUCUACAAUGUCGGAACCGCUCGGCGGGUGCAACGAUCACCACAUGGCGUCGUCCGUGUACUGCACCGACAACCCACUGCCAACGCUGGAGACCGUCUCGGAGGAGGCGCGCAAAACCAACGGCGAAAGCAACGACCACCUGUCCGACUACUAUUUCCGGGACUCGUUCGACCACUCGUCGUCCGAGUCCGGCUUCACCAGCAACGUGAUCGAGAACCGGCUCGGCUCUCAUCUGCACCACCGCCAAAACUAUACUUCCGAUGCCAUCUCGUCGCUGGCGAUGCACAGCAUGGCCAACAACUCGGCCAUGAUCCAGCAGCAGAACGCCACCAACAGUGCGAAAAAUGUGAAAAAGUUCUCCCUCAUCCAGGCGUUCGUGCCGUCGUUCAUCUUCGUCGUCGUGGUCCUAGCCGUGUCCGCCGUGUACAUCCUCGAGUCCGACUCGGAGAUGUUCAGCUCGAUGAAGAACUGGCCCGAGAUGAUCUGCCUGCGCUACCAGUACUACCAACCACUCAAAGAAUUCCUCGCGAAAAAGUUCGGUGCCAUAUUCUGAUUCGUUCUGGCCAAACGGGCCAGCGGCGGCGGCACCUCGGUGGAUGGCGAUGGCUUUGACUAUUCCGGAACAGUUCCGGGUUACGCCGAGGGGCGGGAAACGGGUGGUAACGACAGCUACAUGACCCUUACGCUCACGCUGCCCGUUACGAGGCAAAUUUGAUGGCAGAUCGGACGGAAGCGAAUCAAUCAUACACAUCGAAAUUCAAGUGAAUCAUGAACAUUAUCAGUAUUGUGUUUAAGAUUCCUAUUGCUCGAAGGCGCUUGGGGUUGUAUCGAAAUGGGGCGAGAUGUUUUUUUUUUGGGUUCUUGGUGUUCAACAGCUUUUAGGAGAAACUUAAUGGACUGCUUAUUAUUAGUUUUAGAUUUUAGUUGCUCUUUUGAGUUUGCAAGCUUUACAGUUUUUAAUAGAAAUGCUUUUUAGUAUGACUUUUUUGAUCAAUCAUAAAUUAUUUAUGUAUU
Molecule: messenger RNA, 2544 nt
Organism: Culex pipiens pallens (northern house mosquito)
Lineage: Eukaryota; Metazoa; Arthropoda; Insecta; Diptera; Culicidae
Gene: Frmd5
Product: FERM domain-containing protein 5
Exons: 8
Coding region: 404-2083 (559 amino acids)
Cellular component (GO): cytoskeleton
Molecular function (GO): cytoskeletal protein binding
Source: RefSeq, a predicted model, not a curated record